AUGCCCGAAUACAGUCUGCACUACUUGAACUGUCGAGGUCUCUGCGAGCCAACAAGGUAUUGUCUCCACUAUGCCGGCAUUCCGUUCGAGGACAAGAGAUAUUCGUUUGCUGAGUUCCCAAAGUACAAAGAGUGUAAGUUCGAGAACGUUAUUCUGUUUUGCACUAAAACUAUAUGCAACCGCAAAAGAAAAUUCACAGAGGGUUUCUCAAGUCGGUAGAGUAAAUUUUAUACGAAAGGGGUCUUUAGACGGCAACACGGCAACCCGACAUGAUCUGCGAAAAUUUAACACGUUUAGUUUUCUGUUUUCCGGCACUUUUUGAACACUCAUCAUAACUCUUUCAGUAUACCCGAACAAACAGGUCCCAGUGUUCUAUGUUGAUGGCAAGCCUUUGUCUCAAUCUGGCGCUGUCCUUCGUUACAUUGCCCGAUUAACCGGACUGAACGGGAAAGAUUCUUGGGAAGAGGCCAAAGCGGACGAGACCUUCCAUUUCUUCCACGACUGUCUCCUCGCCCAUUUGAAGUACCUUUUCCAUAAGGCUAACAUCAAACCAGCAGAAGAUGUGGUAACUCUUGUUUGUUGAACAGCUCAUGCGUGCUACUGAUCUGAAAAGGGACUAAAAUGCUGUUUUAGGAAGCCGCAUACGCCGAAUUCGUUCCACCAGCCACCAAAGCUUUGGAAUUUUUUAACAAGAUGUUGGAAGACGCCGGAAAUGGAUAUGUCCUGAAAUCCGGAAUAACUUAUGCUGAUUUUGUUGUCCAAUCUUAUGUGACCACUUUGACAAAACUUGAUGAGAAAUUGGUCGCGAAAUACCCAAAAGUUGUUGAGCACUACGACAAGAUCCGAAAUCUCCCACAAUUGAAAGAAUAUAUUGCCAAUCGGCCUGACACUGUAAACUAA
Molecule: messenger RNA, 900 nt
Organism: Bursaphelenchus xylophilus (pine wood nematode)
Lineage: Eukaryota; Metazoa; Nematoda; Chromadorea; Rhabditida; Aphelenchoididae
Source: the annotation of a GenBank genome assembly